AUGGAUCCUAUACCACAUCACAAUGAUCCCAGGUACAGCAGCUCUGCGAUUUUGCAUCGUCCAAACUACGAAAGCUUAUUCUACAUUUAUGUGUAUUUCUUUACUUGUUGCCGUUCAAAUAGAAAUUUCCCUUCUGUAUUUAACUUCUCCUUUUCUCUCCUCUCUGCUAUUUUCUUUUUUUCUCUUCUCUUCCAGUUUCCCCAUCAUAUUCUCUUCUUUACCCUUUAUUUACCUCUUUUACCUUUAUUACCUCCCUUGAUUCUCUUUUCUUUUUGUCUCUUCUUUUCUCUUUUAUUUUAUUCUCUUCAAUUCCAUUUUCUAUUUUUCUUUUUUCUUCUCGACUCCCUUUUCUUUUUCCAUUCCACUUUCUUCCGUUCUUUUCUCUUCUAUUUUCUCAUUUUUCUUCUUUGCCUUUUCUUUAUUUUACUCUCAUCUCUUUCCUACCUUUUCUUUUCUUUUUCUCUAUUCCCUAUUCUUUUUUCUUCUAGAUCCCCUUUGAUUCUUAUUUCUAUUUUUGUUUUAUCUUCUUUUUUUAUUCACCGUCUCUUUCAUUCUUCUCUUCCUGUUUUUCUUCUCUCUUUUUUUCGUUAUCCUAUUAUGAUUCCCUAUUUUUUCCUCUUCUCCUCUCUUAGCUUUUCACUUUCCCACUCAUCGAAUCUCUCUCAUUUUAUCAUUUCUCCUCUCCUUCAUCACGUCUUUUCUCUUUUUUUUCUCUUUUCCUUUUUUUUCUCCUCCUCUCUUUAUCAUCAUCUCGCUUCUCCUUAUCAAACUUGCCUCUUCUUCUACUAG
Acanthosepion pharaonis is the source of this 789-nucleotide messenger RNA. Lineage: Eukaryota; Metazoa; Mollusca; Cephalopoda; Sepiida; Sepiidae. The record is from the annotation of a GenBank genome assembly.